Molecule: messenger RNA, 681 nt
Organism: Saccostrea echinata
Lineage: Eukaryota; Metazoa; Mollusca; Bivalvia; Ostreida; Ostreidae
Product: glutathione S-transferase P 1-like
Exons: 7
Coding region: 1-666 (221 amino acids)
Biological process (GO): glutathione metabolic process
Cellular component (GO): cytosol
Molecular function (GO): glutathione transferase activity
Source: RefSeq, a predicted model, not a curated record
AUGGCUAAAAUACAGUUAGUUUACUUCCAGUCAAAUGGUGUAUGUCAACUCUUGUGCUGUGUUCAUUCAAUUGCUUUUGCAGGCCGUGGAGAGUCAAUAAGGACUCUCAUGGUUGACAAUAAUGUAGAAUACGAGGAAAUUGAUGUAGGACCAUUUGACGACUGGGUGAAAGAAUGGAAACCAAAAAUGGCGUUUGGUCAGUGUCCUUAUUUAAAAGAUGGAGACGUAGAGAUUGUACAGUCUAAUGCAAUUCUGAGAUAUCUGGCUAGAAAACUAGAUUUGUAUGGUUCAAAUAAUAAAGAAGCAACAAGAGCGGACAUGAUCAAUGAUGGGGUGGAAGAUCUUAGAACAGAAUAUACAAGGAUGAUUUAUCAGAACUAUGAGAAAGGAAAGGAUCCAUUUAUAGAAGAUCUUCCAGGAAAACUGCAGCAUUUUGAGAACUUGAUGAAAAGUGGAGAUUAUGUACUGGGAAGCAAGAUUUGUUUCACUGACUACAAUUUGUUUGACCUUUUGAAUUGCCUGGUGACCUUAUCUUCCCCCUGUCUUGAUAAAUUUCCCAACCUAAAGGCCUACCGUGAUCGUAUGAUGAAUAGACCAGGGAUCCAGAGGAGAAGGGCAACUGAGCACUUCAAAGGACUAAAAAUUAAUUUCAAUGGAAAACAGUGAGAAAAUCUGAAAAUA